Messenger RNA from Musa acuminata AAA Group (dessert banana), 1707 nucleotides. Its product is annotated as cytochrome P450 89A2. Bases 43 to 1584 code for a protein of 513 amino acids. The record is from RefSeq and is a predicted model, not a curated record. Gene Ontology annotation, molecular function: iron ion binding; oxidoreductase activity, acting on paired donors, with incorporation or reduction of molecular oxygen, NAD(P)H as one donor, and incorporation of one atom of oxygen; heme binding. The transcript has a single exon. Lineage: Eukaryota; Viridiplantae; Streptophyta; Magnoliopsida; Zingiberales; Musaceae. Gene Ontology annotation, cellular component: membrane.
AUAUGUACAGAGAGUUCAAGACAAUCACCGAUCCGUCCGACCAUGGAAUUGUGGCUACUCAUCUUCCUCUCCGUCACCUUGGCCACGCUGCUCCUCCUCCUCCUCGAUCGUGAAGUCAAGAUUAGGAGGCUCCCUCCCGGCCCGCCGUCCGUGCCGAUCCUCGGCAACCUCCUGUGGCUCCGCCGGUCCCUCCGAGAGAUCGAGGACAUCCUGCGGGAGCUCCACGCUCGGUACGGCCCCGUCGUCACGCUUCACAUCGGCUCCCGCGCCACCAUCUUCAUCUUGGACCGCACCAUCGCCCACAAGGCGCUCGUCGAGCACGGCGCUGCUUUCUCCGACCGACCCGCCCCGCUGCCGGCCGUCCGCUUCCUCAGCGCGAGCCAGCACAACAUCUCCACCGCCGCCUAUGGCCCCAUCUGGCGCCUCCUCCGCCGCAACCUCUCCUCGGAGAUCCUCCAUCACUCCCGCAUCAAGCUCUACGCUGACGGCCGCUCGUGGGUCCUCGGUGUUCUCAUCCAACACCUCCGAUCCCAGGCCGAUGCCCACCACGGCGUGGUCGUCGCCAUGGAGAGCUUCCAGUUCGCUAUGUUCUGCUUGCUCGUCCUAAUGUGCUUCGGCGAGAAAUUAGACGAGAAGGCCAUCAAGAAUGUCGAGGAGGCGCAGCGGAGCCUCCUCCUCUACGGCAGAAAACUCAGCGUGCUGGUCUUUGUUCCAAGCAUCUCCAGGCACAUCUUUCGCAAUCGAUUGAAGACGGUCUUGGAGAUGAGGGAAAGACAGGGACAGCUAUAUCUUCCCCUGAUCGAAGCCCGAAAGAAGCACAAGCAGCAGCAGCCGCCAAACGAAAAAGAAAGGUUCGUGUACUCCUACGUGGAUUCCCUACUCGAGAUCGAGCUCCCGGACGAAGAGGGAAGGAAGCUCUCGGACGACGAGAUGGUGGCCCUCUGCUCGGAGUUCCUGAACGCGGGCACGGACACGACGUCGACCGCGUUGCAGUGGAUCAUGGCGAACCUGGUGAAGCACCAAGACAUACAAGCGAAGCUGCGGGACGAGAUCGACGGGGCCACCGACGGGAGGGACGAGGAGGAGAUCAAGGAGGAGGACCUGCAGAGGAUGCCAUACCUGAAGGCGGUGAUACUGGAAGGGCUGCGGCGGCACCCGCCGGGCCACUUCGUCCUGAGCCACGCGGUGACGGAGGACGUGGACCUGUGCGGGUACCUGAUGCCCAAGGGAACGGCGGUCAACUUCUGCGUGGCGGAGAUGAAUUGGGACGGGAAGGUGUGGGAGGAGCCGAUGGAGUUCAAGCCGGAGAGGUUCCUGAGCGGCGGCGGGGGAGCGGCGGUGGACAUCACGGGGAGCAGGGAGAUCAAGAUGAUGCCUUUCGGGGUGGGGAGGCGCAUAUGCCCGGGGCUGGGGCUGGCCAUGCUCCACCUCGAGUACUUUGUGGCCAACCUGGUGAGGGAGUUCGAGUGGAAGCGAGUGGAGGGCGAGGAGGUUGACAUGACCGAGAAGAUGGAGUUCACCGUCGUCAUGAAGAAUCCUCUGAGAGCUCGUAUCAUCCCUAGAAGGAGGAAGAUAUUGAGAUGAUAGACUUCGAAUAAUAGAAAAGGGUAUAGAAAUGCAUGCUUCAUUCACCGUCGAUGUCAUCUCAUGAACCACACAAAUUACCAAAUAGUCAUUGAACUGCCAACUUUGUGGCUUUCGAUAUCA